This is a messenger RNA of Meloidogyne enterolobii, 2148 nucleotides long. The record is from the annotation of a GenBank genome assembly. NCBI's taxonomy places the organism in Eukaryota, Metazoa, Nematoda, Chromadorea, Rhabditida, Meloidogynidae.
UUUUAAUCUUUAUUUAAGCCGAGGAUCAGCCCCCAAAAUUAUUCCAGAUUUCCUUUCAACCUUCCAUUUUUUCAACUUUCACCGAUCCAAUCUACAACUUCUGAAAUUUUUGCUGAUCCUCGGCUCUCUACUCAACUUUCGCUCUGGUUUUAAAAUUAGUGUUUUGUUGGCCUUACUGUUAUUUUGUGGAAAUUUAUUUGUUGAAGAUAAAACCUUGUUAAUCAACUUGUGUCAAUUUUUGUGUGUGAAAUAACCGCCUGGUUCAUCCUUCUCCAUUGCUUUUCUUUGAUCGGUUGGAACAACCAACCGAUCUGGUGCCACGACCUUUCUCCUCCAACCCUCAAAAACCAAUUUGUUGGGAGUCCCGACUCCCGACAAACUGGUGCCACGACCCGGGAGCGUCCGUCGUGGUCUUCAACAACAACUUCAACUACUACUACUCUAGUGGUGUGUGAGCUGAGCGACGGCCACAACAACAACCACCACUACAACCACUCCAACUCUUUUUGGUUGAGCUGAGCGACAGCCACCAACACUAGAACUACUCGAGUGUAAGCUGCACUACAGCCACCACCGCACCAACUACAACAACUUCAACUACUUGUGUUUGAGCGGAGCCACCGCCACAACACUCUACAACAAUCACUCUAUUUUUUGUGUGUGAGCUGCACUACAGCCACCACCACAACACUACUACACCAACUUCCACUCUUUUGGUUGACUGAGCAACAGUCACCACAACAACAACUUCAACUGAUUUUUUGUGUGAGCUGAGUAACAGCCACGACAACUACAACUACUUUUUUUGAACUGAAGUGAGUUACAACCACAAUGUCUGCAGUUAUCCGUCUCCAGUUAGCAACUGUGUUGGCCACCUUAAAAGAAAAAGGGCGUGCUGUUCUGAGUGCCCUCAACGCUAACGACACUUCAACACAAGAAGAUGAUCACUUGGAACUUUUGGCAUUCCAGCUCAAACAAGCUAUUGGAAGAGCAGGAGCACUGGUUGAUAAAUGGUAUGGUGUGAUUGCCAGGCUACCUCCAACACAACAACAAACCGAAAUGGAUAUUUUACAAGCGUUUCCACCGCCACGAGGUGAAGAAAGAAUGGAGGAUGAACUUACUCUUUUGACUCAAAUUGAACGAUCUUAUGAACUGGUUGCCUUGGCCAACGUGGAGUUACAACAACGACAUGCACUAAAUCGGGGUCCUGCCUCGUCUCAACGAAGUGUGAAGUCUGCCACAGUGGUAAACCGUCGAACUGACAAUGCACUACACAAGGCACAACCAACACUAGCUAAUGCACAAGGAAGCCAAUCACCUGAACAACCUGCUCUGUCUACACAACGUGCAACUCAAAUUAAUGCUAAUAGACUUACGGUUGCGGGUGAUUGUGCAAAUGUUCAUCACACUCAUUUAGCUAGUCAAUCUGGACUUUCGCCGUAUCAACAACAAGGGACAUACAAUGGUGCACCAAUUUACUCAUCCUUCCGACCAUUCAGACUAGAGCCGAUGAAAUUUGCUGGCGAUCCAAAGGAGUGGACUGCAUUCUGGUUGGCCUUUGAUCGUGCUGUGAACAGACAACCACUCCCGCCGUUCGAAAAGCAUUUGUGUUUACUCCAAAGCCUGGUACCUGGUUCGGCUGCACGACGGGCAAUUGAUGGUUACUCACCGUCGGAUGUGAAUUACCCGAUGGUUGUCAGCAUACUACGACGUCAAUUUGGUGAUGUUAAAGUACUACGCGAAGGACUUAUUGCCGAACUUCUUCACCUGCCGUUGGCCAACAACUCACUGUUUUCACUGAGCAAUCUUCAAGAACAUGUUGAGAGAAUAUGCCUGCAACUGGAGUCACCUGAGGGAACGAAUGUAACACAGGACGAAAUAGUGUGUGGCAUAAUCCGAUCAAAGCUACCACAUGAAGCUCUGGAGACUCUGAUUGGCUGGGAAGAAGAUGAAAAUGCUCAAUGGACUCUGGCACAACUCCGCAAGGGACUUGGACGUCUGGUUCAACUCAAACAAAGACUGGAGACCACCAUCACCACUCUUCGUGCAAACACGCUAGAACAACAAACCACGUUUGAGGAACAACCUCAUCACAACCAGCUGACUAAUCAAAGUGACCACCACGAACUAACUGGCGUCUCUCUAUGA